GGCGGGGCUAAGGAUGCAUGGAUACCCACUUCCGUAAUAUUAAUUAAUACAUGAACCAUCGCGAGCAUCAUGGCUGAGUUAGAGGGAGCCAAAGAAAGCAUUUCCUUCUAUGUGAAUGGAGGAAAGGUUGUUGUGGAGAGCCCGGACCCGGAGACCACUCUAUUGUACUUCCUAAGAACGCAGCUCCGCCUAACAGGUACUAAGCUUGGGUGUGGAGAGGGUGGAUGUGGUGCCUGUACGGUGAUGCUCUCCUGGUAUCAAGAGGGCGUGGUUACACAUGCUGCCGUCAACGCUUGUCUUGCCCCCCUCUGUUCUGUCGAUGGUAUGGCGGUCACCACAGUGGAGGGGAUUGGUAGCUCCCGCGGUCUCCUUCAUCCUGUUCAGGAGCGUAUAGCGCGUGCCCACGGAUCACAGUGUGGCUUCUGCACCCCCGGUUUUGUCAUGUCCAUGUACACUCUCCUCAGGAACAGCCACGCCCCCUCAGAGAAGCAGAUUGAGGGAGCAUUCGAAGGCAAUCUGUGCAGGUGUACUGGGUACAGGCCCAUCCUAGAGGGAUUCAAAACCUUCUCACAGACUGGCUGCUGUGGCGGUGCUACCAAAUGCUGUAUGGAUGUCGAAAGCUCUGAUGGAAUUAAGACGAUCAAAGGUCCUUCUGUCCUCUUUGAUGCUUCCAAGUUUCGACCUCUUGACCCCACCCAGGAACCCACCUUUCCCCCAGCACUCAGGACGGAGCCUCUCAUCCCAUUGGCUAUCAAGGGGCCGAGGGUGUCAUGGUAUCGACCUUUGACCCUGGACCAGUUGCUGGUGUUGAGAGCAAGGUUCCCUCAGAGCAAGUUGGUCAUUGGAAACACGGAGAUAGGCGUGGAAGUCAAGUUUAAGGGGGCCUUCUACGAUACUCUCAUCAGCUGCUCUCAAGUACCUGAGCUCAACAAGAUGGCGGUCACUGACGAGGGACUGACAGUGGGAGCAUCUGUGACACUCACCCGACUGGAGGAACAGCUUAAGCAUCUAGUGGAGUCUCUACCAGAGAACAAGACGAGGACAUUCUCUGCUCUCCUGGAGAUGCUGCGGUGGUUUGCAGGACAACAGAUCAGGAAUGUGUCGGGUAUUGGUGGAAAUAUCUGCAACGCUAGUCCAAUCUCAGACCUCAAUCCAACUCUGUUAGCGGCCGGAGUGAAGCUAACCAUAGCAACCAAAGACAGUAACCGGGUGAUAGUGAUGGAUCCUAGCUUCUUCACUGGCUACAAGAAGACAGCCGUUAAGCCGGGGGAAAUACUACUAUCAAUCCUUAUCCCCUUCACGAAAGAGUAUGAGUUUGUGCUGAGUUACAAGCAGGCUAGGAGGAGAGAGGAUGACAUUGCCAUCGUCAACGCUGGUCUUAGAGUCGUCUUAGCACCACCAGCGGGUGAUUCCGAUUGGACAGUCCAAGACUGUUGCCUUAGUUAUGGAGGGAUGAGUUACAUAACUACAGUGGCCAAGAAGACACAGGCUUAUCUGAUUGGAAAGCCAUGGUGUGAGUCUACACUGGAGGGGGUGUGUCCACUACUCCUGGAGGACCUGCCCCUCUCCCCUGACGUACCUGGGGGCAUGCCGGACUACAGGCGCUCUCUUGUCACAUCCUUCUUCUACAAGUUCUAUCUCACCGUCCUCUCUCGUUUGAGGAGUGAGCCCCUGCCACAGGAUCUCGUUAGUGCCACGAGGUUGUUUGAGAGACCCCCAGUGCAGAGUAGUCAAGGGUUUCAGAGUGUGUCAGACAAGCAGCUGCCAGAGGAUAGUGUGGGGCGACCAUUGAUGCAUCUCUCCGCUCUACAGCAGGCAUCAGGGGAGGCAAGGUACAUGGACGACAUCCCCCCCACAGAGGGGGAGCUGUACGCUGGCCUCGUCCUCAGCACGCAUCCUCACGCUAACAUCACCGUCAACUGGAGCGAAGCCGUCAAACUUCCAGGGGUCAAAGGUUAUGUGGGUGUGGCAGAUGUUCCAGGAAGUAACGCUACAGGCCCGUGGUUGGACGAGGUGGUGUUUGCCGAUGGUAAGGUGAAUCUGAUUGGUCAAGUGAUUGGACUAAUAGUUGCCGAGAGUCAGCCUCUGGCCCAACGAGCGUGUAAACUGGUGAUCGUCACGUACCAAGACCUCCCCUCCGUCAUCACCAUCGAGGAUGCAAUAGCUGUGGAGUCGUACUAUCCAACAGUGCGUAGGCUGGAAUCAGGUAACGUUGACUCCGCCCUCUCUGACUCGGACCAAUGUUUAGAGGGGGUGGUGCGCGUGGGGGGCCAGGACCACUUCUACUUGGAGACUCAAGGCUGUCGUGCUGUACCCAAAGGGGAGAAUGGAGAGAUGGAGAUUGUAUCGUCUACGCAAGGAGUUGAGGCUACACAGAAGUGCGCUGCUAGGGCUUUGGACGUGCCCUACAAUCGGGUCGUUGCCAAGGUGAAGCGUAUCGGAGGUGGCUUCGGAGGUAAAGAGACGCGAUCCACUUAUCUAUCGACCGCUGUUGCCGUGGCAGCUAACAAAUACCAAGUUCCAGUGAGGAUCAUGCUGGAUCGGAAUGAAGACAUGAUCACGUCGGGAGGACGACAUCCAUUCCUGGCUAAGUACAAGGUUGGGUUCACCUCUGCUGGGAGAUUGACCUCUCUUGACCUCCAGCUGUACUCCAAUGCCGGCUACGGACAAGACCUCUCAAUAGCAGUUUUGGAAAGAGCUCUAACUCAUUCUGACAACACGUAUAAUAUUCCCAACUUCCGAGCGGUUGCUAGGGCCUGUCGUACGCACAUUGCUCCCAACACAGCAUUCCGUGGCUUUGGAGGGCCUCAGGGGAUGAUAAUCAUGGAGCAAGUGGUGUCCCAUGUGGCAAGCGUACUGAGCAUGCCCAGUGAGGCUGUGAGGGAGCUGAACAUGUAUCGUGAUGGUGACCUCACGCCCUGGGGGCAGGUACAAGCACAGUGCCCUGUGAGGAGGUGUUGGGAUCAACUCAAGCCCGUGUUUGAAGAGAGGAAGAGUGCAGCUGCUGAGUUCAACAAGACCAAUCGCUGGGUUAAGAGGGGCGUGUCACUGGUUCCCACCAAGUUUGGAAUAUCGUUUGGUAUAGCGUUCCUGAAUCAGGGUGGUGCUCUCCUGCACGUGUACACUGAUGGCUCUGUCCUCCUCACCCACGGAGGGAUGGAGAUGGGACAAGGGCUGCAUACCAAGAUGGUGCAGGUGUGUGCACGUUGCCUUGGUGUUCCCCCUGAGGCAGUGUUCGUAUCAGAGACCUCCACUGACACGGUCCCUAACUCCAGCCCAUCAGCUGCCUCCAUGUCUACUGACUUGUAUGGCAUGGCCGUAAAGGAUUGCUGUGAUCAGAUUAUGGCCCGCCUCAAGCCUGUGAUGGACGAGGACCCAGAGGGGGGGUGGGCGAAGUGGGUACAGAGUGCAUACCAUCGUCGUAUCAACCUCUCAGUACAAGGUUUCUACGCCACCCCCGGGCUUGACUUUGACUGGGAGAAGGGGCGUGGUAAUUUGUACGCCUACUUCUCGUAUGGAGCAGCUGUAGCUGAGGUGGAGGUGGACACUCUGACUGGAGACUUCACUGUGUUGAGGACUGACAUUGUCAUGGACGUGGGGGAUAGCAUCAACCCUGCCAUCGAUAUCGGGCAGGUGGAGGGAGCGUUCACGCAGGGCCUUGGUCUGGUGACCCUGGAGCAGUGUGUGUAUCUGGAGGGGAACCAGAGGACCCAGCGAGGGACUACCUUCACCACUGGACCAGGGACCUACAAGAUACCCUCUGUGUCUGAUGUGCCCGUGGUGUUCAAUGUUAGUCUGUUAGACAGGGCGCCCAACCCCAAGGCUAUCUUCUCAUCCAAGGCUGUUGGUGAGCCUCCACUGUUCCUGGCAGCCAGUGUGUUGUUUGCCCUGAGGGAGGCUGUCACAGCUGCACGGGCAGAGAGUGGAGUGAGUGGCUACUAUCGACUGGACAGCCCCGCCACCUGUGAGAGGAUACGCAUGGCCUGUCAGGACAAGUUCGUUCAGCAGAUGUGUGUUAUUGUGGACCCUGCUGCAAAGAGAUGGACUGUUGAAGCAUAGCUAAUAGACAUUGUAUCAUAGACAUUGGACAUACAUGUAGACCUUACUUUUAUAGACACUAUUUUCGAGAGUUUUUCAUACAUGUUAACAUUUUGAUUAAAUGUUUUGUGUCAAUUAAAAUCAUUGCAUAUAUACACAAGAUUAACACCAGCCCUGA
Molecule: messenger RNA, 4216 nt
Organism: Halichondria panicea
Lineage: Eukaryota; Metazoa; Porifera; Demospongiae; Suberitida; Halichondriidae
Product: xanthine dehydrogenase/oxidase-like
Exons: 25
Coding region: 70-4059 (1329 amino acids)
Molecular function (GO): FAD binding; xanthine dehydrogenase activity; 2 iron, 2 sulfur cluster binding
Source: RefSeq, a predicted model, not a curated record